This is a messenger RNA of Vittaforma corneae ATCC 50505, 279 nucleotides long. RefSeq lists its product as uncharacterized. Gene Ontology annotation, cellular component: P-body; catalytic step 2 spliceosome; U4/U6 x U5 tri-snRNP complex. The record is from RefSeq and is a predicted model, not a curated record. The coding region runs from base 1 to 279 and encodes 92 amino acids. Gene Ontology annotation, molecular function: RNA binding. The transcript has a single exon. Gene Ontology annotation, biological process: mRNA splicing, via spliceosome. Lineage: Eukaryota; Fungi; Microsporidia; Nosematidae.
AUGAUAUUCCUUGAGUACUUCAAAAGACAUCUGAGCAAGACAGUCACAAUUGUGCUUAAAAAUGAAAUGAAAAUUACGGGAAUACUCAAUAACGUAGACCACUUUCUGAAUUUACAGGUUACAGCUGCAAAAAUAGAACACGAUGGGAUGGGACUGCAGAAAUUAGAUUUAUGCUCAAUUCGAGGAUCGUCUGUAAAGUUUGUGGAAUUAGAAAAGAACGAAGAUCUUGAAAGGAGGGUUUCCGAGGCUACUCUUUUGAGGUUUAGUUUUGACAAGUGA